CACCAUUAAUUUUACUCAUCCCAAUGCUUUGAUUCGUUGAACAUAAUAUUCUAACAUUAUCAGAGACUGGAUUGAGGAAUUUAAUUCAUGUGGUGAAAAAACCAAAAUGCAUACUUGUACCAAAACUUAGCGGCAAGUCGUACCAAAUUAGAACAAAAAUUAUAUAUACCACUAAACACUAAUACUCAUUUUGAACUUCUGCUUGGCACUAAUCCGCCAUUAAAACAUAGAAAGAAAGUUAACAAAAGGAACAUUGUAACACAGCAUUCUUGGUUUUCAUUUCUCCUAUAUCUUUCUAGAAAUUAGAAAGAUAUGGAAAUAGCAAACAUGAGAGAAGUAGAAGAAGAACUACUACCAAAGUCUACACUUGCUAUUCCCAUCAGUGGCUCAUUACCGCAAAAUGAAUCUUCAGUCACUCCUGCUGUUGUUUUCAGCACCAUAAUUGCCAUUUGUGGUUCUUUUGGUAGUGGUUGUGCUACAGGAUAUUCAUCACCUGCUGAGUCUGGAAUCAGGGAAGAUUUGGGCAUGUCCGUAGCCGCAUACUCCGUUUUUGGUUCUGUAAUUACAGCUGGAGGAGUGAUGGGUUCAUUAGUGAGUGGAAAGAUGGCAGAUGUUAUUGGUAGAAGAUCUACUAUGUGGGUUUCUGAACUUUUCUUCAUCAUUGGGUGGUUUGCAAUAGUUAGUGGACAGGCUGCUUGGUUGCUGGAUCUUGGAAGACUUUUGAUGGGUAUCGGAGUAGGGAUUAUUGGUUUUGUGGUACCAGUAUAUAUUACAGAAAUAACACCAAAGAAUGUUCGUGGAGCAUUUGCUGCUACCAACCAGUUCAUGAUAUGCUGUGGAAUUUCACUAGCAUUUUUCAUUGGAACUGUCGUUUCCUGGCGCACAUUGGCUCUAAUUUGUGCUGCACCAUGCGCUCUGCAUGCUGUGGGUGUAUUUUUCAUUCCAGAGUCUCCUAGAUGGCUGGCGAAGAUUGGUCGAGUGAAAGAGGUAGAAGUGAUUCUGCAGCGCCUCAGAGGAAAGAAGGCUGAUGUUUCACAGGAAGCAGCUAGCAUUAUAGACUAUACUGACACCUUUCAGGGUCACUCAAAAGCUGGACUCUUAGACUUGUUUCAGUGGAGAUAUGCUCAUGCCCUCACUGCAGGAAUUGGGAUAAUGGCAUUUCAACAAUUUGGAGGGACCAAUGCGAUUGCAUUUUAUGCCAGCUCCAUUUUUGAAGAGGCUGAUUUUUCAAGUAGCGUUGGACUAAUAUCAAUGGCUAUUAUCCAGAUUCCAGCUGUUGCUAUUUCCGUGCUUUUAACAGACAAAGCUGGACGAAGGCCGCUUCUCAUGGUUUCAGCCUCUGGGAUGUGCUUGAGCUGCCUCAUUAUUGGACUGGCAUUCUGUUUGCAGGGCUUGGACAAGGCAAAGGAGAUUACUCCAAUUCUCGUGUACAUAGGCAUUAUGGGAUUUAGCAUAAGUUUUCCAUUUGGCAUGGCAGGAAUCCCAUGGAUAAUCAUGUCUGAGGUAUUUCCCAUAAACAUAAAGGGUGUAGCUGGAAGCCUUGUGAUUGCAAUAAACUGGACAUGCUCCUGGGUUGUUUCGUAUACAUUCAACUUUAUGAUGGAAUGGAGCUCUUCAGGAACAUUUUUCAUAUACGCUGGAGUUUGUGCUUUGGCUGUUCUGUUCAUUGCAAAGACCUCGGACGGAACCGGGCUUGGAAGGACUACGGGCUUGGAAGGACUACGGGCUUUUUUCAAAUUCGGACCGGGCCGGACUUGUAUAAAAAAAUUAUCGGAAUUCGGCUCGAGGAGUGCGAGCUUGGGCGGGCCGGGCAGGUACCCAGGCGCAUGAACAGGUCUACUAAAUUUCAAUAUCCAUUGCUAUUUUCUCAGGAAAUAAUACUGAAAAGAAGAAACAAAAAACAUACAUACAGACGACGCAGAUAAACACACAUGCAUAGGGAGAGUAAGCGUUACUUUGUUUAAAUCGUAAAUCAUAGUGUUCAAAUAAAAAAAAAAACAAAAUGAAUAAGAAUUAGUCAAAUUACAAACUU
Molecule: messenger RNA, 2032 nt
Organism: Ricinus communis (castor bean)
Lineage: Eukaryota; Viridiplantae; Streptophyta; Magnoliopsida; Malpighiales; Euphorbiaceae
Product: sugar transporter ERD6-like 5
Exons: 19
Coding region: 313-1830 (505 amino acids)
Biological process (GO): carbohydrate transport; transmembrane transport
Cellular component (GO): membrane
Molecular function (GO): sugar transmembrane transporter activity
Source: RefSeq, a predicted model, not a curated record